GCGAUGUUGGAUGUUUCGUGCGCGGCUGUUGAAUAUAUAUUCGAGGUGAGGCGGCUUGCGUUUGUUGAUGUUGUUGCGAGAAAUGGUGUUUGAAAUCGGUACAUAACCUUUGCCGAAAGUCGCAGCUCUGAAACACCCCUUUUUUCGAACAACCAUAAGAAAACUGUAGUGGAAAAAAUAAACUGUAAGAGAAAUUAUCAUCCGAAAGAGUUUGCAGUUGCAGUUUUUUGGCGUUGUUUGACCCGUCCAAAUUGAAUCGACAAGUGAAACCAAACCGACGAUGCUUGGGACUAAUUAUGCAUGAUGUCCAAAAGGCUGGCUGCGUUGAGAUGAUCGCCCGAGAGCACGUGCUAGUGGUGGUAGUGAUACAGAGGUGCGUUUUCAGGUUUAAUUCGUGAACAUGAAUAAAAACAACGCGAACAGUGAAUUACACUAAUUAAGUAUUCUCGUUGUGAUAGUAGUGGUAAAACCGUGUACUACCUACAUACUGUUAGUAGACAGAUCAUUUUGCAAACCAUCAACAUUCACUGCUGAUGCUGGUAGAGAGAGAGCCAGUUGUGUGUGAUCAUCUGCCAUUUAGAGUUGGACGCUUGGAACUCGCCUUUGAGCAUUGAUGAUGCUAAACAGUUGUGUUCUGCUGUGGCCUACCUUGAAUUAAGUCAACUUCAAAGGUUGAUCAUUGAACCGUGCCUUUGAAGAAAGCUACGAUUGACUUAAAACAACGAAUCAAAUUUAUCCGGAUGGAAAUGGUUGUGUAAUAAGUGUAAUUCGUAGCCAACUGCCACCCACAACGACAAGUAGCAAAAAUGAACAUCAGUCGGAACUUGGCCAUCGAGUAUCAACGGCUUUCGCAGCGGGACCACGCGGCUGACGAAGAGGACAGCUUCGGCGAGUCGGAUUCUGACACAUCUGGUGAGGUGGAAAAGUGGAGCCUUACCAAAACGGGGAAAACUAUUAUUGCCGGUGCAAGGUCGGCCUUUGCUGGGGACAGGAAAAACGGGCAACAACGACCAAAGGAAAUCGAUUUAGAACGCUCCAGCAAACGGAGGAGAAGGAUGAGAAUCGAUCUGUAUGAGGAACUGGUAGGCUCGAAAAAGCGGAAUACCAAAAAGUACCUUCUGAUAGGAGGUGCUGUCGUUAUCGUGUUGGCCGUGAUUAUCACUUUGGUCGUUGUACUGACUGGUAAGGACGAAAAAACUGAUAACGGCGAUAAUGCGCCGAUAGACAAAACGGGCGAUCCCAUCACGUUGGAGGAGUUUCUUACCGGAAAACUAUCAUCUCGGGGAUUUAGCGGACAGUGGUCUCCCAGCGGGAAGGUCAUCUCCAGGGAUGACGUUGGUCGGGUUCUUGCAUAUGACCCAGUUAGCAACAAAACGGAAACCCUGCUGGAUACGGACAACGAGGACUAUCUCAUGGGAUUCAAGUUUGAUCUCUCGGCUGAUGAGCGAUACCUUUUAAUAGCUCGUGGUUACAGUAAAAUUUUCCGGCACAGCUUCCUAGCUAUUUAUGAUAUCUUCGAUCUGGAGACAAAGCGAAUCAUUCCCAUCAAUGUCGGAGGAGAAAGGAAACCCCUGAACGUAGUGGAGUGGAGUCCGGUAGAAAAUUCCUUCAUCUUUGUUCAUCAGAACAAUUUGUACUAUAAGGCAUCACCGAACGACCCAGAAGUUCAAAUCACGACCGAUGGAGCGCAGAGCGUGUACAACGGUAUUCCCGAUUGGGUCAACGAAGAGGAAGUGUUCUCGACCAACAUUGCCACCUGGUUCUCUCCGGAUGGCAAGAAGAUUGCUUUCAUCAAAUUCAACGACGUCAACACCAAGCUGAUGAAAAUCCCCAUCUAUGGACCGCCAGGUAAUCCGGAAUUCCAGUACCCACACGAACUAUCGCUGCAUUAUCCUAAGGCCGGAACUCCCAAUCCGGUUGUCAACCUCUACCAAGUUGAUCUCGCUAAACCAACGGAAAAGAUUGAAAUCAAACCUCCAACUGCCCUGGUAACGCCCCAGAAUGAUCACAUCAUCACUUCCGUUGGCUGGGCUACCGGUAAUCGGGUGAUCGCAAUUUGGAAGAACCGAGUCCAAAACCAUGCCAUCAUAACGUCUUGCGACGAAGCCAACACCUGUGAAGACCUUAAGGAAAUCAAGACCGACGGCUGGUUGGAACUGUUCAGUGCCCCGAUCUUCAACAAAGAUGGCUCCCAGUUUGUGAUCAUUAGCUCCCAGCAGCAACCCGGAGAUGCCGGUGGUUUCAAUCAUGUCACCAUGAUUGGAACGACGGGUAAAACCAGCGUACCAAUAACCAGUGGCAAGUAUGUGGUGCACGAGAUUCUCAAAUGGGACCCGGAUACGAACCAGAUCUUCUACGUUGCCAACACCGAACAGGAUUCGCACGAGAUGCACGUUUAUGCGGUAGCGGGGGCAGAAGGUGCUACGCCUCAGUGUUUGAGCUGUUCCGUUGAAUCCAGUCCGAAGCAAACGUACUUCAAUGCCCAGAUGAGCCCCAAGGGUAACUUCGUGGUGCUGGAAGCCAAGGGACCGGGCGUUCCCUGGAGCGAGAUGUUCGAGUGGAGCUUUGCCAAUAACGCUGUAACCCUCAAACCUGUAAAAUCGUUAGAAUCCAACACUGCACUUCGAACUCUAUUGGAGGGCAAAGCCAUGCCUCAGGUUCAGUAUCAUGAAAUCGAUCUGGGCAACGGAUUCACCUCAAAGGUGAUGCUGCUGGUUCCGGCUGGAGCGGACCUGACCGGAAAAGUGAAAUACCCUCUGCUGGUUGAUGUUUACGGAGGACCUAAUUCAUACGCCGUUACCAGUUCCUGGUCCAUCGGAUGGGGUCAUCACAUGAGCUCAAAUCGCUCGAUCAUUUACGCCAAGAUCGAUGGCCGGGGUUCGGGAUUGAGGGGUGAGAAGCUACUCUUCCAAAUCAAUCGCCGGCUGGGAACUGUGGAAAUUGAGGAUCAAAUAACCACUGCUAAGAAAUUGUCGGAAAAAUUGCCUUUCAUUGAUCCUGCUAGGGCUGCCAUCUGGGGAUGGAGCUAUGGAGGGUAUGCUUCUGCGAUGUCACUGGCCAAGGAUGAUGGGGGCGUUUUCAAGUGUGCUGCUUCAGUGGCUCCAGUCACGGAUUGGACUUUCUACGAUUCCAUCUACACGGAGCGCUACAUGGGACUGCCGACCGUUGCUGACAACAAACUUGGCUACGAGCAGUCGCGAUUAACGGCUCUGUAUGAAAAGUUCAGAAAUCGAAAGUACAUGCUCAUCCAUGGAACCUACGACGAUAACGUCCACUUCCAACAGGCAAUGCAGUGGUCGCGAGCUCUCGAAACCCACGAUAUUAUGUUCAAACAAGUGAGCUACCCGGAUGAAGAUCACAGCUUGGCCGGCGUUCGACCGCACCUGUACCACACCCUGGGUCGGUUCUUCAGCGAGUGUUUCGACCUGGGCAACUAGCGCCACCUUUACGCCCUGGAUGGCGACUACUUUCAGCAGAUGUACUUUUUACCUUCGAACGAUUCUUCCAGCAGCAAAGACUUAGCCAGCUAUCUGUGAAAACUGCGCUGCCAAUAAACAGAAUGCCCCAGCAGUUUUGUAAAUACCUUAUAGAUUGGAACAACACAUAAACGGAACCAUGUACAUAAUCGUUAGCCGCCAACCUAGAAACUGGUUCAGAUUGUUAAUGUUGUUAAUUUUAAAACCUUUUAACUGUAAAUAAGAGACUUGAUGUGAGAGAAAAUCAGGAGCAUUAUAAUGUUGUAGUUCAUAUGUAGCUGUUAGCAUUUGAAGAUGUUAGAAGACAAUGCAAAAGUAGUUCAAUGUAUAAACAUGGUAGAUCGUUAGCCAUGUUUGAUCUUAGAGUCACACAUACAGAGACAAAACAAAUAAUACUAGUCAGUAUUCUCCCAGCAAGAAAUUGUUCCGAAAGUGAGAUAUUUUGUGGAGCUUAACAUCAAGUUGUAAAAAUCUUCCAACUGUUUCGAGAUAUUGUUUUGAUAUUCAACGCCAAUGUAUGAUGUAUUGUGUGUGUUUUUUUAUAUAAAGUGCUGUGUUACAGAUAAAAAUGCCACAAGCCGUGACUUGUUCUAAAAAUGUUUAUAAAAUAAACUCCAUAAUAGAUUA
Messenger RNA from Uranotaenia lowii, 4103 nucleotides. RefSeq names its product venom dipeptidyl peptidase 4 (gene ome). Gene Ontology annotation, molecular function: serine-type peptidase activity; dipeptidyl-peptidase activity. Lineage: Eukaryota; Metazoa; Arthropoda; Insecta; Diptera; Culicidae. The record is from RefSeq and is a predicted model, not a curated record. The transcript has 7 exons. Gene Ontology annotation, biological process: proteolysis. Bases 807 to 3437 code for a protein of 876 amino acids.